Cetraspora pellucida is the source of this 852-nucleotide messenger RNA. NCBI's taxonomy places the organism in Eukaryota, Fungi, Glomeromycota, Glomeromycetes, Diversisporales, Gigasporaceae. The record is from the annotation of a GenBank genome assembly.
AUGGGAUGUAUAUCUUCAAAAUCAACCGAAUCUAAUGAUUCUCAAAAUACACAAUCCAACUCAGAAUUUCGAUACGUAGAUGGUAGAAGAUUUCAUAAUGUAGAAAAUUCUGCAUAUCCUCUACCAAAUGAUGAUGACGAAUUAGAUAGGCUACAUUCACAACAUUUCUUUGUAAGAUAUCUCUUUCAAAGCAACUUUUCUGCACCUAUAGGACAUCUUUUGUCUAACCCAGAAACAAAAAUUCUCGAUAUUGGAAAAUUAACAUAUGUUCAUAAUAAAAUUACUACUACUGAAUUUGUAAUUCGAAAUGUUUUGGAAGGAUUACCAUUUGGUGAUGAUUCUUUUGACUUUGUGUUUCAACGAUUUUUGUUUAUAGGAUAUCCCAAAGAGAAGUGGCCAUUUGUAAUAAAUGAGAUAGUUAGAGUUUUAAAACCAGGUGGAUUCUUAGAAUUAUGCGAACCUUCUCAAAUGUAUAAUAUAGGACCAGCAACAAAACGUUUAGUUGAUGGUGAAAUGGAAAUAUUUGAACAACGAAACCUGGAUUGUCGUAUUCAUCUAAAGUUAGAGGAUUAUUUGAAAAAUCAAGGUCAAUUAGAAAAUAUUAAAAAAGUAGCAAAAGAAAUUCAUCACGGCAUAAAAUCUAAUAACAUCAAUCUUAGCAAAGUGGCAAUCAAUAAUUUUGUUACAGCGUAUACUAGUUUUAAAUCAAAUUUAUUAAAAACGUUGCAAAUUUCUGAAGAUGAAUUUAAUGAGUUGGCUAAAGUGUCAGAAAAAGAAUUAUUUGAUUUUGAUAGUUAUUUUCAUUUCAUCCGUUUUUAUGCAAGUAAAGUUGUUAAUAAUAAUAAGAAUUAA